GUUGAAACAGUCCACUGAAAUUAACAUAAUCACAGCUCAAGAACUAGAAGCAAUCCAGAAUGAAAUAGAAACGUAUUUAAGAAGUCUUCCAGCACUGAAUGGAGAAUUAACCAUUAUCACAUCUCCUUUGAUCCCAGACUAUUGUCAUGCAGGGUGUCAUGCAGGGUCUCAGCUCCAGCUCCCCACAUAAGAAGGAAGGAUAUGAUAUUUUCAUACAUGGAUUUACUACAAGAACAGGUGGGAUAUCUUACAUACCAACUCUCAGCUCAUUCAAUCUCUUCAGUAGUUCCAAACGGAGAGAUCCCAAGAUAGUUGUUCAAGAAAAUCUGCGUAGGUUGGGGAGUGCCGCAGGAUUUAAUACAAAGAAAUUUUACCGAAUAAAGACUGAUCAUGCCAAUGACGUUUGGGUUAUGGGAAGGAAGGAGCCUGAAUCUUACGAUGGAAUCACCACAAAUCAGAGAGGAGUCACAGUAGCGGCUCUUGGUGCUGACUGUAUACCUAUAGUUUUUGCAGAUCCUGUCAAAAAAGCAUGUGGUGUUGCUCACGCUGGUUGGAGAGGUACUUUGUUAGGUGUUGCUAUGGCUACAGUGAAUGCUAUGAGAGCAGAAUAUGCCUGUCGUUUGGAAGAUAUUAUUGUGGUGCUGGGACCGUCAGUAGGCCCUUGCUGCUUCACGCUUCCAAGGGAAUCAGCAAAGGCAUUUCAUAAUCUUGAUCCUGAAUGUGUACGGCUGUUUGACUCCCCAAAUCCCUAUGUUGACAUUCGUAAGGCCACCAGGAUUCUUCUAGAACGGGGAGGAAUUUUACCUCAGAAUAUUGAGGACCAGAAGCAAGAUCUCAACCUCUGUACAUCCUGCCAUCCUGACAAGUUCUUCUCCCAUGUCCGAGAUGGCCUUAAUUUUGGUACCCAGAUUGGCUUCAUAUCAAUUAGAGAAUGAGAUACUUGUCUGGAUUUUUAUGUGACUGUUUCCUGCCUCCUUCCAAACUGACUUCAAGAGAGAAAUUUAGCUGUUUGGUUUACUUAAUACCAAAGGAUUACAAUGGAUAAUUCAUCUUUAGGGUAAAUUUUCACUACUAUCUAAAGCCAAAUGAUUUUCAUUUGAUUCUGACAAUAACUGGCAAAAAUGGCGGUAUGAUGUGGCUUAUACAUUUUAUACAGAUAAGGAUUCCUCUUAACGUUUGUUCUCUGUAUUUGUUGCAUGAAUCAGGAAAAGGUCUGUUAAGUAUUUAUUGGAAAUCUUCUAUUUAUCAGUCAUGGUGUAAAGCACAGGGUAAAUAAAAAUGGUAAGACUUUUCCCUUUGAGUCUAAUGCAGUGGAGGGGAUAAAGGCUUCUAGCACUUAAAUUUAUUUUUAAUAGCAGUAGAAGAGUACAGAAGAAGGAAGGAUUUAUUCUAUCUGGAAGGCAGGGUAGAGGAGAUAUUACAGAGAAAAUUACAUCACAAGGGCCUGAAAGAUGUACAGGCUUUGGACAAAUGAAAAACAACAUAACAGGUUGAGGGAAGAUCAUGAAUGAGGGCAUAAUACUGAAAGUGUGCUACAUGUUUUAGAGAAAGAAGGGUGUAGACAGGACUUACUGGGUAAACGGGUUGGGAAUAUUAUUUAGGGUCUCAAAUGCCAUGUCAGAGUUUGGAGUUUAUUUUCCAGGCAAAGGGUAGGCAUAACAAGUAGGGGAGUGUUUUUAUUUCCUUGGCAUCAUAUUUAACAGGAUGGAUUUAAAAUGAGAGAGACCAAAGCAGAGAAACUAGUUCAGAGGCAAUCAAACUGCUGUAAAAAAGAAAUAGUGAAGCCAGAAUGAAGGCAGUGGACGUUAAAAUGGAGAAGACAGUUGAUGGAUCAGAGAGACAUUUCAGAGAUGGAAUCAGUGGAUCCUGUUAGUAGGUACGGAAAUGAGUGGUGAGGGGGAGUGGAGACGUCAUUGAGGACUCCAAGAUUUCUGCUUGGCUGACUACCCUGCGUGGCAACAAAAGGAGGGGGGAGGUUCAAACAAGGGAGAACGGUAAUGAGUUGGACACACAGACCAGAAGACAUGCAGGUGGAAAUAUUUGGUUAACAAUUAGAAACAGAGACAUGGAACCUAGGAGGGAGCCAGGAAAAAGACACAGAUUUAGAAGCUGGCUAUGCAGAGAUGAUGCUUUAGUCUAUUGGAGUAGGCUGGAUCAUCUAAGCAGAAUUGCUGGGAGAGAAAAAAGUCCAAGGAUGAAACCUCAUAGAACACCUGCAUUUGAAGAGCAAGUAGCUGAACCAGUAAAAAAAAAAUAACCAUAGAAGUAUGAAAAAAAUAGAAUAUAGUCAUUUUGAAGAAAGAAGAGGUACUCAAAAGAAAUCUUCAGAGGUAAAAUGAGGACUGAGAAGAAUCCAAUGGAUUAACCAUAUUGAAGCCAUUCUCCAGGAAGUGGUGGGGAGUCAGAUUUCAGUGUUUUGCGGAAGGAGAUGCAUAGGUGUCUUUUACAGUAUUUACUAGAGAAAGUGCUGGGGGCUGUAUCUUGAGGGAAGGCAUAUUUUUUUGUGGGGUAUGCGUAGUUUUAAGUAUAUUUGGAGGAUGAAGCCAGGAGUUAAGCUGUUUUUCAUUUGGAAAACAAUGGUAUAUGGUAUAUAUGUUAACAUGAAUUGUCACAUCACAACUUAAGAUUUCUUAUACAUAUUUAUCUUACAUGAAUAAACAGUAGAAUAAUAGAAAAUUGCAUUUGUUGGAUAUUUACGAAGUACUUUCACAGACAUUACCUCAUUUUACCUUUACAGCUACUCUGAAAUACAUAGUUCGGCUGUUACCCUUUUCAUACAGAUGAGAAAAUUGAGCCUCGCUGAGGUUGAGGUUAAAGUCACAUAAUUUGUGAUAAAGUAGAUUUGAACCUACAUCUUGUGAUUGCGGAUCUCAUUGCAGAUUUUACAGUUAAUCAAAGAUAUCUGAAUUAAAAUUUUCUUUUCAAACUUUUUUUUAGUUUUUUUUCAAUCUUUUGUUAAAAUCAUUUAUUCACUCAGUUAAAAUUUUGUUGAAGUGUUAGGUCAAGUUAAAAAACUACAGUCCUAGCCCUCAAGAUAUUUAAUAUCCAGUGAAAGGUUGACAGUCAAUAAACCAACAAUUUCAGUACUUGAUAUGUGUUCUAAGGUUGACACAACCUGAUAACCUUAUUUGAUUUAAUUCUAUGCAACUCAUAACUCAGUGUGAAAUUUAAACAAAACACCUCAUUUCUUCCAAUUCAGGAAAGGCAUUAAACACAAAACAUAGGACAGCAGUUGCAAACUCAUGAAACCAUUCUUUUCAUUUAAUGGUUACAAUAAAGAUUAAGGAAUAAUUCCACACAUUGAGAAAGGUGGAUAACUUUCCAGUUCUUCACGGUGCAUAAUUUUGUUUGAAGUUUACAAAUUUAUAGAAUACUAGGCAGCCGUGUUUCACUUUAUGUAUGAA
Messenger RNA from Rhinolophus ferrumequinum (greater horseshoe bat), 3404 nucleotides. It is a transcript of the gene LACC1, whose product is annotated as laccase domain containing 1. The record is from RefSeq and is a predicted model, not a curated record. Gene Ontology annotation, molecular function: copper ion binding. NCBI's taxonomy places the organism in Eukaryota, Metazoa, Chordata, Mammalia, Chiroptera, Rhinolophidae. The transcript is spliced from 7 exons. Bases 147 to 935 code for a protein of 262 amino acids.